Messenger RNA from Puntigrus tetrazona (Sumatra barb), 2509 nucleotides. It is a transcript of the gene mtx1a, whose product is annotated as metaxin 1a. The transcript is spliced from 8 exons. Lineage: Eukaryota; Metazoa; Chordata; Actinopteri; Cypriniformes; Cyprinidae. Gene Ontology annotation, biological process: mitochondrion organization. The record is from RefSeq and is a predicted model, not a curated record. Bases 36 to 998 code for a protein of 320 amino acids. Gene Ontology annotation, cellular component: SAM complex.
AUCAGUUCCGGGUCAGAGGUGUUUGGAUUCUGAAGAUGGCGGCGCCCUGUGAGCUGUUUUGCUGGAAGGCUGGUUUGGGUUUACCGUCAGUAAAUACGGACUGUCUCAUCGUGCUGGCAUAUGCUCGCUUUGCUAGAGCCCCGCUCAAAAUUCACAGGAUUUCUAACCCCUGGAGAAGCCCCACAGGUUCACUUCCUGCUCUCAGGACCAAAGAUGAAGGCAGCUGCUCCCAACCCAGCCAGAUCAUCAUUCAGUUGAGAAAACAGAAAUAUAAUGCAGACUAUGAUCUCUCGGCCAAAGAGGGCGCCGAUACUCUGGCCUUCAUCUCGCUGCUGGAGGAGCGGCUGUUACCUGCACUGAUCUACGCUUUGUGGAUCGAUCCUAAAAACUAUGUGGAGGUGACGCGCCGCUGGCACGGAGAGAAUAUGUCCUUCCCGCUCAACUUCUUCUUGCCGGGCCGCAUGCAGAACAGGCAGCUUGAGCGACUCCGUCUGAUCCGGGGAAACAGUUCGCUGGAGGCGGGCGAAGAGGCAGAGAAGGAGCUUUACCACGAUGCUCUGGAAUGCCUCAAUCUUCUCUCUCAGCGGCUGGGAUCGAACAAAUUUUUCUUUGGGGAUUCGCCUUCUUCCCUAGAUGCAUAUGUCUUUGGUCAUCUAGCUCCGCUUAUUAAGAUCCGGCUGCCUAACUGCCGACUGCAGCAGAACUUGAAGAACCUGGAAAACUUGAACACAUUUUGCUCCAACAUCCUGAGCUUGUACUUCCCCAGCGAGAGUAAAGAUGGCGUCAGUCGUCCGAUGUCCAGCACACAGCAGGGGGGCGACUUUGACAGCGAGCCAUACAAAAGACGCAAGCAGCUGCUGUCAGUUCUGGUCGCAGUGGCAGCGAUGCUGAGCUACGCUUUCCUCACCGGCAUAGUCGCUAUUGAACACGUGCCGGAGGAGGAGCCUGCAGGCCCCGCCUCACUGAGAGGCCCCUCCCACGAGGAAGAGGAGGAGUGAAUGAGGAUGAAUGAAAGUAGGACUUUUCAGUUGCACUGGGAUGGUCAUGCCUAAAUGGUGGAGGAAAACACAGGAACAAUAUUUUGGGGGAUUUAUGUAUCAUUUAUUCCUUCAUCUUUAAUUGCAUGAUAAUCUUUGGUUUUAAAUCUGAUUUUUUCCUUAUAGAGCUGCACUCAUUGCUUUAAUCUCUUUACUGGGUAUAUUUACCAAAAAUAAAAAGCAGAACUGUUUAUAUAUUCACAUGCUAAGCUAAACUUAGCCGAGAAAGCACUUAAAAGCAUCGUCAUCAACAUUCAUUGUGUGGACCAAAACACGUAUUAUGGUUUUAAAUAGCUUUCUUUACGUGCUAUUGCCUUAUUUGAAGCUGUAUAUUUUUAUGUUUUUAUUUGUUUACCUGCAUUUUUCUGCUCUGCUGUCGGUACUGAUCUGCUGUUAUAUGCUUCAGAGAGUUUAAUACUCAUGUUAAUUUGAUGAUCCUAUUGAGUGAAAUAGGAAAUUGCCAAUAGUUAAUAACGUUUCAAGUCUUAAAGACGUAAAUCACCAAAAACAGAAUUUAUUCUACUUCUUGUCUCAUUCCAAACAUGUGCGACUUGGUUUCUCAUGUGACAUACAAAAAGACGUAUUACGUAAAAUGAUGAUAUUGAUUUCCUCUCAAAUAAAGGUCAGAUUUGCGCUCGCAGUUGAGGGAAAAAGUAGUUGAAACAACUUGUGAUCUAAAUAUCCUGCAGCUGUACCUUUUAUGUAAUUAUUCACUAAAGAUAUCCCUCUUGGAACAAUAUUCUUAUUCUAAUACGCAUAUGCAUGUUAAAAUUUGGAUACACGUGCUUGAUCACAUGACAUGUGAGAACCUUUUGCGUCACUGAUUUGUGCUUUGCGCAUUUGAAUAUUGAGCCAGAAUGCUUAUUAUGGCACAUCGUAUAGAAAGCACGAUAUGUUUAGUGACGAUCGUACAGGUUUGCAACAACACAAGCGGGAGUAAUUACAAAAUUGUCGCUCUUAAACCAACCCUUUAAACAUCUUCAGCCUACUGCAAAGGAUAAAGGGAAACUAUUGUACAUUAAUGAGGAUUAGAACCGGCACUUGCAUAUUUUUAAGCCAAAAGUUACUGUCCAAAGAAAUCUUGCUGACAGACCACAAAACUGGCUAAGAUGUUUCAGUUUCUGUAAAUUUCCAUGAGGUUCGUGGCAGUUAAGCUACAUGAGUGGAUUUUUUAAAUCUAGUUAAACUAUUUGAAAGAGAAACACUGGAUCAAUGAAGGUGGCUGAUUUAUUGCUGUUGUUUAUUGUCGUUUUCUUCCUCUAAGCAUCUUUGUUUUACAGCAUAAAGCUCCAAAACUAGUUCACUGGUGUGCCGAUGUAUUCAUUCAUACUAGAUUCUUCAGAGAUGGAGAAGAAAUUACAGAUUGCACAGUAAUUUAUUCCAUUUUCACAUAGUGUUACGGGCUGUAAAUACGUGUUGCUUAUGGAUUUCUAUUUUCAUAAUUUAACGGGCAAAUAAAUGGUCCUGAAUAA